AUGGACUCAAGCUGCACACCGCUGGGCAUUCGCAUCAGGGCUUCGAACAGCGAUGACCAACUGGGACACCUACACGAACCGUGCACGCCAGAGGGCAGGGAAGAGACAGGGACGCAGGCUGGCCUGGGAAGCCGGCGGCAAUCAGGCUCUGGUUGCGAUUUCCUCGAUGACGAAGGUUUGCUGAUGCCACCCCGCAGCUCAGCACCACUGCACCAACACCGUGUGGCGCCAAUGAAAUCGCGACUGUCUUUCCGGGCACGCCUGAAGCUGCACUUGAGAAAACUGGGGACACCAGCGGUGUUGUCCGCAGGUCAGGGAGUCAAGAACGAAGUUUGUGGCGGGCUGCAACGUGAAGAGAUGAGAAGAAGGAAUACCUGUCCUGGUGGCCGCGAUAACAUUCCCCGCAAAAAGAGGAGCAAUCUUGGGAUGGUUUUCGUGCGUAUAAGUCCCAGAUUCUCUAUCCGAGACUUGCCAAGAAUGUACGAAGAUUUUAAGCGGAGCAGAGGAGACGCUGAGCAGCGCCGGCAGCGCAAGAUCAGCUGGGAUUUGGAUCGAGCACAGCCAAGCAUGGCUGGCAAGGUGUGCCGCAGGAAACGCACGGGCCCAGCGCCGAAUGCAUUCUUUCGCUGUGUGAAAACGUCCCUCAAGAAACGCGCCCUUGACACCCACAUUUCGGCGAUUGGUGACGCAUCGAUCGUGCUUGGCAUGUCAAGGCCCCCAGCUACAUCCGGCACACGCCCUCCCAACUACAGCUGCAUGCGAGAGAUGUUUGCAAAGAGGCAGUGGCUGAGGGGUUCAUCGAGGGUGAGGAGUCCUCGCUGCGAUGCAUUCCAGAGCUUCUUCUGGAAUCGCGAUGAUGGUCGGGAUGUGGCAGGGGCGCUUGCAGACGCAGAUCCGGGUGCCGAUGCAGCCAGCGAUCAAAAGGUCGAUGGCAUUGCAGGGGUACUGCCCGAUCACAGCAAGCUGGGGGGAAGUUUUCCAUUCGCAGACUUGGCACACAUGCAGCGCUGUGGGGCGUUCCCUCGAGCAGAGCCCCACUGGAAGGCUCGACCAGGUGUGUGCAGCCCGGACAUCCCCAAGACGUGCGCGCCCAAGGCGUCCCAGAUCAUUGCUGUGCUCAUGAAGGCCAACCUGCUCACCCUGGGCGAAAAGCUGCAGUACAAGACUAAGCACGGGCAGCUGCUGGCUGAAGGCUGGGUGAUGUGGAAUGGCAUCCUGUGCAGCCGGUGUGGAGGGGUGGUGGGCCCCACGGGCUUCGAGCGCUGUGCAGGCAGCCUGGCUCGCCGCCCAUGUGACCACAUCUUCACACACUCGGGGCAGACGCUGCACAGCGCAUACAAGAUGUUGGGCCUGGGGCAGCAGAUAGAGGGUGGCCCAUCGUCACCAGAAGAGGAGGGCAGUCGCGAGGUGGUCACUAUGGACGGUGUGGCCAUGGAGUCGCAGCUGGGCGACCUGGUUAUUUCCUCAUGA
This is a messenger RNA of Ostreobium quekettii, 1470 nucleotides long. The record is from the annotation of a GenBank genome assembly. NCBI's taxonomy places the organism in Eukaryota, Viridiplantae, Chlorophyta, Ulvophyceae, Bryopsidales, Ostreobiaceae.